AUGGUGUCUCCAGCCAUCGCUCUGGCCUUCCUCCCCUUCCUCAUCACCCUGCUGAUCCGUUACCGGCACUACCUGGUGCUGCUGUACCGCGCCGUGCUGCUGCCUUGGCUGCAGGACCGCCUCACCGGGGUGCCCCGUGAGCAGCGUGCCUUCCAGUACGUGCUGACCCACGCCAUCCCCGGGGACCCCCGGCACAUCCUGCACACCUUCGAUCAGUGGAGCUACCACUGCGAGCACCUCGGCUGCGUGGGACCCCUCAAAGGGAAGAUCGUGGAGAAGCUGCUGUGUGAGCGGGCACCGCGCACCGUGCUGGAGUUGGGCACCUACUGCGGUUACGGCACCGUGCUGAUGGCCGCGGCGCUGCCGCCGGGCGCCCGGCUCUACACGGUGGAACCAAACCCCCACCACGCCUCCGUGGCCGAGAAGGUGAUCCGCCUGGCAGGCUUCGACGAGCAGACGGUAGAGCUGAUCGUGGGCCGCUCCGAGGAGGUGAUCCCGAGGCUGAGGGAGCAGCACGGCCUGCAGUGCGUCGAUUUCGUCUUCAUGGAUCAUCGGAAGCGUUGCUACCUGAGGGAUCUGCAGCUGUUGGAGGAGCACGGGUUGCUGGCCGAUAGGGCAACGGUGCUGGCUGAUAACGUGGUCUUUCCAGGAGCCCCACACUUCCUGCAGUACGCCAAGACGUGCGGGAAGUAUCGCUGCAGGGUGCACCGGGCCAGCCUGGAGUACUGCCGUGCCAUCCCCGAUGGCGUUGCUGAGCUCUGCUACACCGGGGCCCGCUGA
This is a messenger RNA of Lagopus leucura (white-tailed ptarmigan), 780 nucleotides long. RefSeq names its product transmembrane O-methyltransferase (gene TOMT). The transcript is spliced from 3 exons. Gene Ontology annotation, biological process: developmental process; dopamine metabolic process; catecholamine catabolic process. The record is from RefSeq and is a predicted model, not a curated record. Gene Ontology annotation, molecular function: catechol O-methyltransferase activity. NCBI's taxonomy places the organism in Eukaryota, Metazoa, Chordata, Aves, Galliformes, Phasianidae. The coding region runs from base 1 to 780 and encodes 259 amino acids.